Drosophila ananassae is the source of this 2032-nucleotide messenger RNA. RefSeq names its product proton-coupled amino acid transporter 1. Gene Ontology annotation, cellular component: vacuolar membrane. The record is from RefSeq and is a predicted model, not a curated record. NCBI's taxonomy places the organism in Eukaryota, Metazoa, Arthropoda, Insecta, Diptera, Drosophilidae. The coding region runs from base 353 to 1765 and encodes 470 amino acids. Gene Ontology annotation, biological process: amino acid transmembrane transport. Gene Ontology annotation, molecular function: amino acid transmembrane transporter activity. The transcript is spliced from 6 exons.
CGUCAGUCUUGAAUUUUUCGUGGAGCGAUUAGCACACACCAGAAGAACCCCCAGAAGAACCCCCAGAAGAAUUCGAAUUAAAUUCUCAAAAAAAAAAGUAAAAUUUCAAUUAGCCGCAUCCCCGUUUCCUAAAUAAAAUUUAAUUCUAAAUAUUCUAAAUGCAGCCUACAAAAAUAAAUCAAAUAUAGCCGAGUGUGUGUGUUUUUUUUGAGAGUGUAUCGGUGUUAGCUCUCUUUCUCUCAGUGUUUUGUUGGCUUUUUUUUUAUUAUUUGUUUAUUUUUUGCUUUGACCGAGUUCUUUAACAACAACAUUAAGUACAACAACAAAAAGACAAGCAGAAGCAACAACAAAAAUGGAUGCCGAGGCCCACAUUCAGAUCCAGAACAUCAGCACUGCGAAGAGAAGGAGUGCGGAGGGAGGAGGAUAUGAGGAGACUGCCUGUGGCAAGGUGGUGCCAGUGGAUCAACCCACAGAUGCCCCAAGUAGUGGCCAAAACAAGGGCCAUCAUCCACCCACCAGCUAUCUGGAGACCAUCGUCCACCUGUUCAAGGGCAACAUUGGACCCGGACUGUUCGCAAUGGGUGAUGCCUUUAAGAACGGAGGACUGCUGGUGGCUCCAUUCCUCACCGUCCUGAUAGCCGUCAUGUGCAUCCACUGCCAGCACGUCCUGGUGGCCUGCUCCAAGAAGAUGCGGGAUCUCAAUGGCGAGGAGACCUGUGCCGACUAUGCCGACACCGUGAGGCAGUGCUUCGAGAAUGGACCCGUGAAGUUGAGGGGCUGGUCCCGAACCAUGAGCCGAUUGGUGGACGUCUUCAUUUGUGUCACCCAGCUGGGAUUCUGUUGCAUCUACUUUGUAUUCAUUGCCACCAACAUGAAGCAGAUAUUGCACGCCUCCGACAUCGAUCUGGACGUCCGUCUGGUGAUGGUGGCUGCCCUGCCUCCGAUCCUCCUCAGCUGCCUGAUCACCAACCUGAAGUAUCUGGCUCCCGUCUCGAUGUUCGCCAACAUCUGCAUGAUCCUCGGCCUGGCCAUAACCCUGUACUAUGCUUUGAAGGAUGGCCUGCCGGAUGUACCGGAUCGUGCUCUCUGGACCAAUGGCUCCCAGCUGGCCCUCUUCUUUGGCACGGCGAUCUUUGCUUAUGAGGGCAUUGCCCUUGUGAUGCCCCUGAAGAACUCCAUGGCCAAGACCGAGCAGUUCGAGAUGACGUUCGGGGUCCUCAACGUGGGCAUGUUCCUGGUGUCGAUCAUGUUUCUGUUUGCCGGAUCCGUGGGCUACAUGAAGUGGGGCGAGGAUGUGGGCGGCAGUCUGACCCUCAAUCUGGGCGAUACAAUUCUGGCGCAGGUGGUCAAGGCCAUGGUGUCCCUGGGUGUCCUGUUCGGAUAUCCCCUCCAGUUCUUCGUGGCCGUCCAGAUAAUGUGGCCGAAGGUGAAGCAGUGCUGUCGGAUCGACGAGGAGAACAGAUGCCUCUUCGGGGAACUCUUAUUCCGCACCUGUCUGGUCCUCAUCACACUGGCCAUUGCGGAACUGGUGCCAGCUCUGGGCCUGUUCAUCUCUCUCAUCGGAGCUCUCUGCUCGACGGCCCUGGCCCUGGUCUUCCCGCCUGUCAUAGAGCUGAUAGCCCGGAGCGAGGCCAACAAGGGUCCUGGCUUCUGGAUCUGCCUGAAGAAUCUGCUGAUCCUGCUCCUCGCGCUCCUGGGCUUCUCCACCGGCACCUACGAGAGCCUCCGGGAGAUCAUUCUGCACUUCAACGAGGAGCCAAAGUGAUUUCAAAUAUCAAUUAUACGAAUGAUGAUAUUUGAACCCAAAAGUGUAAAUCUUAAAGUACUUCUAAGCGUAUAUCCUGGCGAAUUUAUUGUACUAUAUUGUACUCUGUUGUACUAUAUAUCCAAGUGCCUAGCCGUGUCCGGGCGAGCGUGCAGCGCAUUUUACUUAUUAUAAUUGUUUAUAAUUUUUUUUUCAUAGCCAAUAAGUGAGAAUAGACGUUGCGACGUAUCUUUUGACGUCAGCAAUGUAUAAAAAAUGACAAAAAGA